Molecule: messenger RNA, 2418 nt
Organism: Pseudogymnoascus destructans
Lineage: Eukaryota; Fungi; Ascomycota; Leotiomycetes; Thelebolales; Thelebolaceae
Exons: 5
Coding region: 244-1779 (511 amino acids)
Source: RefSeq, a predicted model, not a curated record
CAGUGGAAGCUCGGGUACCAAGCUCGUAAGCGCGGUGGAGGUGGUGACCGUAGUCCCGUGGCGACGUGGUACGAGUACCGUGGACACGACCUGGUCCUGGCUCCCACAAAAAUGACGUAGUUAAAAUAUCAAGGAUUCAACUCACGGCAAAACAUUUCUUUCCCUUCAAAGAUAUUCUCAUCCUUCUUCAUCACCCUAUUUUCUCUUGGUUUCUCCAACGGUGAGAGAAAACAGCACAGCACAAUGGGUCUCGCAUCGAAAAUGGCCGCGGCGCAAGGCGGUGCUGGUGCCUACGGAGCUCCUCAACCCCCAUACCCAGGUGGACCGGCUGGUGGACAGCCUCCAUACCCUGGGGGACCAGCUGGUGGACAGCCUCCAUAUCCUGGGGGACCAGCUGGUGGGCAGCCUCCAUAUCCUGGGGGACAGCCUCCAUAUCCCGGCGGAGGUGCCCCGGCGUACCAAGCUUAUCCAGGAGCGGGUCCUCCUCAGGGCCAAUACGGACAACAACAAGCAUAUGGUGCCCCUCCUCCACAACAGGGUGGGCAGAAGCCAGCCCACCAGGCACAGACGAACCCGCAAGCCUACCGCGGGCUUCUCCAAGCAACAAUCCAGGAGAAGAAUAUCCAGGGCUUCUUCACGAACCCAGCCACUCUCGACCAGAUAUGCGAGGCUGCGCCUGGAAAGGUGCAGCACUUGGUUCAAACAUGGAAGGUUGAGCCGGAGGUUGGCCAGGAUAUCGUCAAGCUUGCCUUGUUCGAUAUUGUCCUUUACAUCGAUGACAGUGGAUCCAUGCAAUUCGAAGAAAACGGUGAGCGCAUCCAAGAUCUCAAGCUCAUCCUCUCCAAGGUCGCCUUCGCCGCCUCCCUCUUCGACUCCGACGGUAUCGAAGUCCGCUUCAUGAACAGCGACAUGCAAGGCAACAACAUCCGCAACGAAGCCGAAGUCGAGCAGCUCAUCUCCCGCGUCCAGUUCAAGGGCCUCACACCCAUGGGCACCCAGCUCCGCAACAAAGUUCUCGAGCCCCUCGUCAUCCAAAAAGUCCGCUCCAACCAGCUCCGCAAGCCCGUCCUCGUCAUCACAAUCACGGAUGGUCAGCCCGCCGGUGAAGCCUCCACCGCAGUCUUCGACGCCAUCCGCUACACCUCCGGGGAGCUGACGCGCUCGCCAUACGGCAAGGGCGCUGUGAGCUACCAGUUCGCGCAAGUCGGAAACGACCUCAAAGCGCGCGAGUUCCUGGGUAAGCUCGACCACGAGCCCGGAAUCGGCGAGCUCGUCGACUCCACCUCCAACUUCGAGGUCGAGCAGGACGAGAUGUCGCGCGCGAAUCCACCAGUCGACUUAACCCCCGAUCUGUGGCUGUGCAAGCUCCUCCUCGGCGCCAUCGAUUCGAGCUACGAUACCAAGGAUGAGAAAUCCAACAGGCCCGCUGGCGGACAGCAGGCGUAUGGAGCACCACAAGGUCAAUAUGGCGCCCCACCCCAGGGACAGGGUCAAUACGGCGCUCCUCCACCAGGCCAGUACGGUGCUCCCCCGCCCGGCCAGUACGGCCAGCAGCCCCCAUACCCUCCUCAGGGACAGGGGCAGUACGGUCAACAACCUCCUCAGGGACAGGGACAGCAACCACCUUAUGGGCAGCAGCAGGGGCAGUAUGGUGCGCCCCAGGGUGGACAGCAGGGAUACCCGCCGCCACCGCAGGGGCAGUAUGGACAGCAGCAGUAUGGUGCCCAGGGGGGAUAUCCGCCGCAGGGACAGGCGCCGCAUAAGCCUCCUAAGUACUAAACAUCCCCGCGUUGUGAUGGUGGGAUAGUCGAAGUCGGGAGAUGGUGGAUUGUGGUUUCUACAUAACUCUAGCAAUGAAGUAAGCUUUGGCGAGAUUUUACGUCUGAUGAAUUUGCCGUUUUCAUGAGUACUCGCUGGCUUUUUAUCGAGGGUGGAUGGAUUUUGAUAUUAAUGUGACAAUGAUGUGUUUUAUGCCCCAUUCCUCCCAUCCUCCCAUCCAUCUCGUGAUAUCCCCAGCUUAUUCUCUGCAAUACGUCAUUCCCAUUCCCAAACACCACCCAAAAAAACAGAGUAUAAGUAUGUACGCCCACCCUCCAUAGGCUUGCUUUUCCCUCCUCCCGCUAUGCUGAUAUCCCCCCGUGUAUGCGACGCUAAUAGUUGAUAGUUGAUAGUCGUAGUAAAUUGACGUCCCUCGCCGUCGCUAACAAAAAAAAAGUGUAAUAGUACAGACAAAAGAACAAACAUCGUAUGUUAUAGUUGUGUGUCGUCGCGUCGCCUCUCAACUCCUCCCCCCCUUCCCCUCCUAAAAAACUUGAUAAUCGAACUAAACCUCCGAUUCUCCUUCUCCUUAUCCUUCUUCGCCACGGGUGGCGGCGGCGGCGUCUUCUUCCCCUCACUCUCCCCACCCCUCCUCCCAAU